Cylicostephanus goldi is the source of this 627-nucleotide messenger RNA. NCBI's taxonomy places the organism in Eukaryota, Metazoa, Nematoda, Chromadorea, Rhabditida, Strongylidae. The record is from the annotation of a GenBank genome assembly.
AUGCAUAAGUGCAAGUAUGAUGAGGGUCGGUGCACCCUCAUCAUACUUGACGAUGGAUCAGUGAUUUUAUGGGAACCGGAUAAGGAGGAAUCGUGUCAGUUUGUCCCCAUAGGCACCAUGAGCGGAUACCUUAUAGGACAGGUUUGGAUUAGUCAGUCUAAAGAGCUAGCAUUAUCCUGGGAAGAGGACCCUAAGACAGUGUGGGACUGCGGAAGUAAGCUUACCGUCACCGACCAAGGCUACGCAUUUACAGCUAAAGGCAAAGUGCGUCCUAGACGAGCAGUAGAAGCAGGAAUAGUCACAUCUAAUCAGCUGGCAGCUCAACUUCUAGCGGUAGAAGACUCAGCGCAAGAGUCGGCUUUGGCCCUCUUCCAGCAUUCUCUCUUGACAUUUUGCCAACGCGUGAAUAUAUUAGCAGCCACCUUCCAUUCCACCCUAGCUCGGAAUCCUACAAUAGUCAUUCGAAAACUCCUCGGUCGCUCCGACGUUUCGGCAACUUAUGUAGGAGACGAAGUGGUGCAACGACACUUGCUACGACAAACCCCGUAUGUCGCUCCAGCUACCCCAUGCCCAACUUUCGGAUUUUCUUGGUCCGGCUACGCGAGUAAUGCUUUCGGAAGCGAAUAA